AUGGAGAGCUUCAAAGGCUUUAUUAAGGGAACAGGGGAAAAUAUUUGUCAAGAUGGGCGAGGGGGUCGCGGCAUUGGGUGCCCACUGGCGCCGAUCCGCCUCAUCCUGCCUCCUCCGCCGCCGCCGCUCUCAGCCGCCGCCGGAGCGGCCGGGAGAUCGAGGUCGUCGGAGAAUGGGGCCGCGAACCGUCGAGAUUCCUUCGUGACGGCCCAGGCGUCCGGCGAGAUCGUACUCGAGGAGAGGCCGAUUGAAGACCACAUAGAUCUCGAGUCGCAAGUCCUAAGAAACCCUCCGCCAAAGCAUCUCGAUCCAGGCAGCUUCUGGCUCGCCGCUUCGGUCUUCAGCAAGAAGCUUCAGAAAUGGCGAAGGAAGCAGAAGCUGAAGAAGAUGAAAAAGCAACCGAAAGGCAGCGAAAGAGCGGCGCCGACUCUCCAGAAGAGAAACCGACGGCGAGAUCCCGGUGAGGAGGAUCUGGGGCUCCGCCGGUGGUCAGCGCAGACCAAGGACUACUACUCCGAUUCCUCAUCCAGAAGCCGAAGGCGGAGUCUCGACAGAUCGAGGCUCCGUGAAGAGACCCCAGCGUGGAGCAUCUGGGGUUCAUACACCGGCGGAGAGCCAGCGGCAGGAAACGGCAGCGUGGUCGACAGAUCGCUUCAUUCAGAGACCUGGCCGGAGCUGCAGGCAAACGGGUGCCACGCAAGCGGGAGGUUUGCGAGGAGCAACAGCAGCGCGAGCUCGAGGGGUUCGGUCCACUACGGCAAUGCUCAUGGGCUUGGGGGCACGAGGAGGAAUGGUCUGGAGACCAAUGGGAUCGGGAAGAAGAGGGAUGAGUUCGUGUUGGAGAGGAACCGGAGCGCGAGGUAUUCGCCGGGGAACGCCGACAGCGGGAUGCUGAGGUUUUAUUUAACCCCGAUGAGGGGUAGCCGGAGGGGGUCGGGGAAGAGCAAGCCCAACAAUAGUUACCAUUCCUUUGCGAGGAGUGUGCUUCAGUUGUAUUGAUCGCCAAGAAGUGGCUUGUUUCCGGUUCCUGUUCCUGUUCGUUCUGGGUGUAAUUGGAUAUUAAUUAAUUUCUCUGGAUGUUCUUUUGAUGGAUAUAAUGGUAUAAAACCUGCUUUUUAA
Asparagus officinalis (garden asparagus) is the source of this 1119-nucleotide messenger RNA. RefSeq names its product UPF0503 protein At3g09070, chloroplastic-like. Lineage: Eukaryota; Viridiplantae; Streptophyta; Magnoliopsida; Asparagales; Asparagaceae. The record is from RefSeq and is a predicted model, not a curated record.